AUGGGGGAGGUUAGCCAAGAGGCCGCGGAGAGAUACCUGGAGGACAACCCUCGGUUUGCCAAGGACCGCUUCGCCACGAAGCUGCGGGCGGCGGCGCCGGGGGAAGCCUCCCAGCCCAGGGGGCUGCGGGGUCCGGCCAGCGGACCCUUCCCGAGGCUGGCCCCGUGCCUGGGGCUGCUCCAGGCCCUGCGGGAGGAGGCGGGCAGCGCGGACGCGGCGGCGCACAGGGCCCUGCAGCGGCUGGCGCGGCUGCUGCGGGCCGAGCGCUGCAGCCUGUUCCUGGGCCGCCCCCGCAACGGCGCGCCCGAGGUGGCCUCCAGGCUGCUCGGCGUCACCCCGACCUCCAAGUUUGAAGACAGCCUGGGAGUCCCUGACAGAGAAGUUGUGUUUCCAUUGGACAUCGCGAGAGUAGGCUGGGUUGCUCACACAAAGAAAGCCCUUAAGGUCCCCGAUGUGAAGAAGGGAGGUGGGACUGGGACCAACAGUCACUUUUCCGACUUCAUGGACACACACCCCGGGUGUGUCACUAGGAACCUGCUGGCAGCGCCACUCGUGAUGGGCAAGGAGGUUCUGGCUGUGGUUAUGGCAGUUAACAAAGUAGAUGCAUCUGAAUUUUCCAAACAGGACUAAGAAGUCUUUUCCCAAUACCUCGCCUUUGUUUUUGUCAUCCUAAAGCUUCAUCAUACCAACUACCUGUACAGCGUUGAAUCCCGAAGAAGCCAGAUCCUUAUGUGGUCAGCCAAUAAAGUAUUUGAAGAGCUCACAGAUGAGCGACAGUUUCACAAAGUGCUCUACACAGUCUGAACGUACCUGAACUGUGAGGGCUACUCCACUGGGCUGCUGGACAUGGCCAAGGAGAAGGAAAUCUAUGACGAAUGGCCAAUCAAGGUUGGAGAAGUUGAGCCUUAUAAAGGUCCAAAGACACCGGAUGGCAGAAUGAGUGAAAUCAUCUUUUAUAAAGUCAUUGAUUACAUUUUACAUGGAAAAGAAGAGAUCAAAGUGAUUCUGACACCUCCCGCAGAUCACUGGACUCUCGUUAGCGGGCUGCCAACGUAUGUUGCUGAAAAUGGAUUUAUAUGUAACAUGCUGAAUGCCCCUGAAGAUGAAUACUUCACAUUUCAGAAAGGACCAGUAGAUGAAACUGCCUGGGUCAUUAAAAACAUCUUGUCCCUGCCUAUCAUCAACAAGAAAGACAACAUUGUGGGAGUAGCUACAUUUUACAACAGGAAGGAUGGGAAACCUUGUGAUGAGUAUGAUGAACACAUUACUGAGAGUCUCACACAAUUUCUUGGAUGGUCUCUUUUAAAUACUGAUACUUAUGAGAAAAUUAGUAAGCUAGAAAAGAGAAAGGACAUUGCUCAGGAAAUGCUCAUGGGCCAGACCAAAGCUACUCCUGAUGAAAUCAACUCUAUUUUGAUAAGUAGGAGAUUUGGUCCUAAAUUUCAAGAGAAGUUAAAUAUAGAUGUAAUUGAAGACUGUGAAGAAAAACAACUUGUGACAAUUUUGAAAGAGGACUUACCAGACCCAAAGGCAUUAGACCUGUAUGAAUUUCACCUCAGUGACUUCCCCAUUACAGAGCAUGGACUGAUUAAGUGCGGACUAUGACUGUUUUUUGAAAUACAUGUGGUGGAGAAAUUCAAAGUACCUGUAGAGGUUCUUACCAGAUGGCUGUACACCGUGAGAAAAGAGUACCGUUCCGUCACUUACCACAGCUGGCGGCACGGGUUCAAUGUGGGGCAGACCAUGUUCACUUCGCUGAUGACAGGAAAGCUAAAGAAAUACUGUACAGAUCUUGAAGACUUUGCCACGCUCGCUGCUGCUUUCUGCCAUGACAUUGACCACAGAGGCACCAAUAACCUGUAUCAGAUGAAAUCCACAUCUCCAUUAGCAAAGCUUCACGGAUCUUAUCUUGAGAGGCACCACCUGGAGUACAGUAAGACUCUACUGAAGGAUGAGAGUUUAAACAUCUUCCAGAACCUAAAUAAAUGUCAGUUUGAAACAGUUAUUCAUUUGUUUGAAGUUGCAAUAAUAGCAACUGACCUGGCUUUAUACUUCAAGAAGAGAACCAUGUUUCAAAAAAUUGUUGAUGCUUGUGAAAAAAUGGAAACUGAAGAAGAGGCCAUCAAAUAGGUGACCAGUGAUCCAACCAAAAAAGACAUUAUCAUGGCAAUGAUGAUGACUGCAUGUGACCUAUCAGCUGUAACCAAACCCUGGGAAGUACCAAGUCAGGUAGCACUUCUUGUUGCAAGUGAAUUUUAGGAACAAGAUCUGGAGAGAACGGUGCUGCAGCAACAACCUAUUCCUAUGAUGGACAGAAACAAAAAAGAUGAACUACCUAAACUUCAAGUUGGAUUUAUUGAUUUUGUUUGCACUUUUGUAUAUAAGGAGUUCUCACGGUUUCACGAAGAAGUCACACCUAUGAGUGGCCUUCAAAGUAACAGAAUGGAAGGGAAAUCCCUAGCUGAUGAAUAUGAUGCAAAGAUGAAGGUAACUGAAGAGGAUGUGAAAAAAGCAGGAAGAGGGAAAUCUGCAGAAGAUACAGGAAGUGGUGUUGAUGACAAAAAGUCCAAAACAUGUCUAAUGUUAUGA
Messenger RNA from Pteronotus mesoamericanus, 2589 nucleotides. It is a transcript of the gene PDE6C, whose product is annotated as phosphodiesterase 6C. Gene Ontology annotation, biological process: visual perception; signal transduction. Gene Ontology annotation, molecular function: protein binding; 3',5'-cyclic-nucleotide phosphodiesterase activity. The record is from RefSeq and is a predicted model, not a curated record. NCBI's taxonomy places the organism in Eukaryota, Metazoa, Chordata, Mammalia, Chiroptera, Mormoopidae.